Messenger RNA from Pundamilia nyererei, 5472 nucleotides. It is a transcript of the gene col16a1, whose product is annotated as collagen, type XVI, alpha 1. Gene Ontology annotation, molecular function: extracellular matrix structural constituent conferring tensile strength. NCBI's taxonomy places the organism in Eukaryota, Metazoa, Chordata, Actinopteri, Cichliformes, Cichlidae. Gene Ontology annotation, biological process: extracellular matrix organization. The coding region runs from base 315 to 5015 and encodes 1566 amino acids. The record is from RefSeq and is a predicted model, not a curated record. The transcript has 69 exons.
AGGGAGAAAGACACUUGGGAUCAGCAGAAAGGGGAGGGGGAAAAAGUUGGACACGGCUAAUCUUGCUGUAACUUUUUUUCCCUCUUUCCUUUCUCUGUGGAAGAAGACUCAAGGAAAAAAAAAGGCAAGGGGACAAAAACUAGGCUGGAUUACAUUUGUCUGCAUUUGCAUCGCCCUGCAGGAUUCCCAAACCGGACCUUGGAUCUAUACACGCACAACAGCGGAUUAAUGUGGUCGCAAACUUGUGGAUUUAUCAGAAAUUGAAGCUGGUGGCUGGAGUGAGGUGAGGUGGUGUUUUUUGGAGGAGUGAAACCAUGUGGCUUUUCUGCUCCUCUCUGGCUCUGCUGGCCAUCAGCUUUGGAUCGUGUGACCCUCUGGUGUCCGAACAAGAUGUGCAGUGCCCGUCCUUACAAGUGGAGGACUGGAAGUUUCCCCAGAGCGCCAGGACCAACAUCACCGGUUUUAAUCUGGUGAGGCGAUUUUCCCUGCUCAAGAGCAAAGAUGUCAAGAAGAUCCGUAACCCUCGAGGAGCUGUCAUCCUCCGCUUGGGCAAGACUGCGCUCUUACGACCCAGCGACCAGGUGUUCCCCUAUGGCCUGCCAGAGGAGUUCACUCUGGUCUUCACCCUGGCGUUAAAGAAGGCUGCCUUGAGAGACACCAUCUACCUCUUUCAGAUAUCGGAUGCGCAGGGAUAUCCACAGCUCUCCGUAGACGUCAGCGGCCCAGAUCGCACCCUGUCCUUUCGAGCCAAAGGGGCAAACCCUUCAGCGGACCUGGUGGGUUGUGUUUUCACUGGAGAGGGAGUGGAAGCCUUGAUGGAUCUGCACUGGCACAAGUUGGCCCUCAGUGUCCAACACGGAGCUGCUUCCCUCCAUGUGGAUUGCAGCUCAAUUGAGACCAAACCCCUGGAGCGCAGAGGAGCCCUUCCCUCUGAUGGACACACUCUGCUGGGUAUUCGGGCGUCAGAUGCUGGGGCUGUGCAAAUGGAUAUUCAGCAGGCAAUGCUGUAUUGUGACCCCUCACUUGCCAUGCACGAGGCCUGCUGUGAAAUACCUGGGGCACGGUGCCCUCCUGAUGCUCCCAAGAGCCGCCGUGCUGCUGAAAACGACCUGUUGGACAACACAUUUAACCAGGAGAUUUUUGCAUCCAAGGAUCUUGCAGAAAAAUGUGGGGGGUGUUUACUCCUGAAUAGGGAAGAAAAUGUUGUAAACUUCGGCGGGGUUGCUGGGGUGAAAGGUGAAAAAGGGGACCGGGGUGAUGACUGUUCUGGCUCCCAUUCAGGUCCAUGCACAGAAGGACCCAAGGGGCAGAAGGGAGAGAAAGGCGAGUCGGCGACCCCUGCCAACUGGGGCGAAGCAGCUGGGUACAAGGGAGACAAAGGUCAGAAGGGUGAGAGGGGUCCACAGGGUCUGACAGGCACCCCAGGAAAGGAUGGUCGAGCGGGAUCGGUCUGUGUGGUCGGCCCCAAGGGACAGAAGGGUGUCCCUGGUAUGGUAGGUCCGGAAGGAUUGGCAGGAGAGCCAGGAAGGCCGGGACUACCAGGGGUCGGAAAACCAGGUCCUCCAGGCCCUCCUGGUGAACCCAGCGGUGCAAAAGGAGAAAAGGGCGAUAAAGGAACUUCUGGAGAAGAUGGAUUCCCUGGAGAACCAGGUCCAAGAGGACCACCUGGAUAUAAAGGAGAGAAGGGUGACCCAUGCGAAGUGUGUCCAGUGCUGCCUGCAGACAUAGGCAACAAAGUGGCUUUGCAAGGGAAACCUGGCCCUAAAGGAGAGCCCGGAUUACCAGGGAUAGGAGAGAGAGGACCGUCUGGUCUUCGAGGUGCAGAUGGCAAGGAAGGACGGAAGGGAGAACCAGGAUCUGAUGGUACCAAAGGUGAAAAGGGAGAGUCGUGUUCUGCGUGCCCCACUCUCGGAGAGUUUUCUAACUCUGUCCCCGGUGUCAUGACCCAAACCCAACAGCAAAAAGGCGAGAAGGGAGAAGCUGGAAUUGGGCAGAAAGGAGAGAGGGGGCAGCCGGGAGAUGUAGGGCCGGCUGGUCUUAGAGGAGAGCAGGGUAGUCCAGGCAGCAGAGGAGCUGAUGGAAAGACCGGAAAACCUGGAUCAAGGGGACCAAGUGGCAAGGAUGGACAGAAAGGUGAAAAGGGAGAACAAGGGCAGCCUGGUGUUAGUUCUCCGGGCCAAAAGGGUGAGAAGGGCGAGUGCGGUGUGUGUGAAUCAUCAGAGGUUGGCCGGAUACCUGCUAAUAUCAAAAUGCCAGUGGGAGCAAAAGGCAGUCAAGGUGAACCAGGUCCUCAGGGGCCACCAGGACCUCCAGGUCUUGGGGCUGAAGGCAAACAGGGCCCAUCAGGGCUGCCUGGUGCCAAAGGAGAAAAGGGUGAGCAAGGAGAUCGAGGAGAGAAUGGAUUAGAUGGAGCUACUGGAGCCCCAGGAAUGCCUGGAGACCAUGGUCGGGAUGGCCAACGGGGCUUGAAGGGAGAAAAGGGGGACGCGUGUACCAGCUGCCCUUCUGCUGGUGCUGUCGUGGGUGACGGUGUAGCUGUGCCAGGCCCCAAAGGAGAGAAAGGAGACCCCGGCCCCCCAGGAGAAGGAAAGUCUGGCAAAAAUGGAAAGCCAGGUUUGCCUGGUGUGCAGGGCCCCGUCGGUCCCAAAGGAAUCAAGGGAGAAGUCGGAGUCCCAGGAAUUGGCCUUCCAGGACCACAAGGUGAAGAGGGACCAAGAGGACUCCCAGGACUUGUAGGACUUGCUGGUGCCAGAGGAUCACCUGGGCCUGCUGGCCCUGCAGGGGAGAAGGGCUUCAAAGGUGACUCUGGGCUUCCUGGACCACCUGGUCCCCUGGGCGUUGGAGUAACAGGCCCCCCGGGUAGAGAUGGAGCCCGCGGCUCCACGGGACUGCCGGGAGCUGAUGGAAGACCUGGGCUUGAUGGAGCUAAAGGGGACAAGGGUGAACCUGGAGAGUGCGGCUGCCUAAUGCCGCACACGGGCGUAGGCGGACCUGGAGCUCCAGGAACUCCAAUAAACACGUGGCAGCCCGGGCCUCAGGGUCCCCCAGGACCUCCUGGCCCACCUGGACCCCCUGGGCCUCAGGGAGUUAUUGGAAGCCAAGGACCUCAGGGUAUCCCUGGAAACGACGGGCUACCGGGGAAACCGGGUUUGCCUGGAAACAUCGUAAGUAAUAAUAGAGAAAAAGGAGGAGAGGCGUGUUUGGAGAGACUGCAGACGGAGCAGGCAACACAACCAAGGGGCGAUCAGCCUUGUGUGGGAACACCUGGAAUCCCAGGAAUGCCUGGAUCACCGGGAACAAAAGGAGAUCCAGGUCCAUCCGGAGAAAGAGGCCAAGCGGGAAUGCCCGGAAACAUGGGACCUCCUGGAUUUCCAGGUUCUCAGGGCCCACCUGGUUUACCUGGUCAACAGGGUGAGCGAGGGUCAGAUGGCCUCCCGGGAAUGAAGGGUGAUCAGGGUCCUUCAGGGACGCCUGGGUACCCAGGAACCAUGGGCCCUCCUGGACUGCCUGGACUCAAGGGCGAACGUGGAAGCCCAGGAACUGCUGGCCUAAAAGGAGAAUCAGGGCCUCCUGGUAACCCUGGAUAUCAAGGACAAGCUGGAUUGCCGGGCAUUAAAGGAGACAGUGGACCAGCAGGGCCUGCUGGUGCUAAGGGGGAUCAGGGCUUCCAAGGACAACCAGGCUUCCCAGGACCACCUGGACCACCAGGUCCUGCCGGCAAAACUGGAAGGGAAGGGCUUCCUGGGCUCAAAGGGGAAAAAGGCAACGACGGCACUCAAGGCCCUCAAGGAUCAAGUGGACCACCCGGUUCAACCGGGUCGCCAGGGUUGAUGGGGCCCCGUGGCAUUGACGGAAUUGACGGAAAAGAUGGGAAACCAGGACUGCGGGGAGAAACAGGGCCUCCAGGCCCAGCAGGACCCCGGGGAAUGCCCGGAUUCAAAGGGAAAACCGGCCACGUUGGCUUUCCCGGACAGAAGGGUGAAGCCGGACCCACAGGUCCACCCGGGCCACCUGGCAGACCGGGACAUGAGGGUGAUCCAGGUACGCCAGGACCUCAGGGGAGACCUGGACCUCCGGGCCACCUUGGCUCUACAGGUCCAUCUGGACCUCCAGGACCUCCAGGCCCAUCAGGAGUGGGUAUAAAAGGAGAUAAGGGCCAGGAUGGAGAGAGGGGUCUCCCAGGGAUGCCAGGAUCUCCAGGGCCACCGGGGCACCCGGGGCCUAUGGGUGAGCCAGGGAGCGAUGGUUCUCCUGGAAAAGAUGGAGUGGCAGGUGUGCCAGGGGACAAUGGGCAGUCAGGGCAAAAGGGUGAGGCAGGGACUCCUGGCCAGAGGGGUCCUCCAGGAGAAAGAGGUAGGCCAGGGCCCCCUGGUGGAGGAGCAUAUAGUUCCAAGGAUGCACAGCCCAUGAUUGGCCCAGUCGGCCCCAGAGGGGAAAGGGGAAGUCCAGGCUCAGCAGGUGCCCCCGGCCCCCCUGGUCUUCCAGGAUCGCCAGGAAAUGACGCUGUUGUCAAUUACGAUGAAGUCAAGAACUUCAUUCGCCAACAGGUCAUUAAGAUCUUUGACGAGAGAAUGGCCUAUUACAUGUCUCGCAUGCAGAUGCCAGUAGAGAUGGUGGCGUCCCCGGGUCGGCCUGGGCCUCCAGGGAAAGAUGGAACUCCAGGUAGUCCCGGAACCCCAGGUGCCCCCGGUCUUCCAGGACAGAUUGGCCGACAAGGCCGGCCAGGAGGACAAGGACUCCCAGGACCACGAGGACCGCCUGGAGAAAAAGGAGACAAGGGUGUUGGAGAGAUGGGAGAUGUAGGCCCUCCUGGAGCACCGGGUGUUCCAGGCCCCCCAGGCUAUGGUAAGAUGGGACCCCCUGGUCCCGUUGGCCAGCAGGGUGUCCCUGGGAUCCCAGGCCCUCCUGGACAACAGGGUUCCAAAGGAAAAGAUGGCCGCUGUAAUCCCGCAGACUGUAUGAGCCAUCCAGUAGAAUACAGCCCCAAGGGCCCAUCUGUCAAGGGCCCCUGGUAAAGGGCUACAGGGGAUGGAGGAAAGGGGCAGGGGGGCUGAAGCAAAAAGACUACAAGGAGAAGAAAGAAAGCCAAACACCGUGACCCAAAGUUAUUAAGUCUGACCACAAGAUGGAAUAUAGGCACUGCCUUUGUUGUUGAAUAGCUAGAUUUACCCUCACCGAUUUCUUCUAUAGUUCUGAGCAAACAUCUGCGAUUUCUUUCUAAGGGCCUCGCUGGAACUGAGACCUGCAAAGAUACACCGGCAGCACAUUUUUAUUGCAUCAUUGUUGUUCCCCCACAAAAGCCAAUUCGUUGCUUUUAUUUCCUGCUCUUAUUUUUGGUCUUGGCUCAUUUUUUUACAUUUUCCUCGCUGUGUUUUAUUCCUUUUAUAUAUUUUAAAACAACCCAGGAGAGGUGACAAGAAUCACAAACUGCAGUUUCUUCUUCUUCUUUUCUUUAAGAUUCUGGUCUCGGCU